Molecule: messenger RNA, 3230 nt
Organism: Acanthopagrus latus (yellowfin seabream)
Lineage: Eukaryota; Metazoa; Chordata; Actinopteri; Spariformes; Sparidae
Gene: nphp1
Product: nephronophthisis 1
Exons: 20
Coding region: 641-2740 (699 amino acids)
Biological process (GO): protein localization involved in establishment of planar polarity
Cellular component (GO): cilium; cytoplasm
Molecular function (GO): protein binding
Source: RefSeq, a predicted model, not a curated record
CUGCACAGCCACGUGUUUCAUUGGACUUUUAAUCGAUUUACACAGUACUAUGUGCUGUAGUAGCUGUGGAGUUGCUUUAAGAGAAAACACCCUGGCCGCUGUCCGGGCACCUUAGACCACCGACCAGUCUUUUCCCAUCUACAGUCAGAUGCUGUCUGUUACAUGUAAAAACGUAAGGCAGCGACAUUAUAAAAUACUCUCUAGGGAGGGAUCAUAGACAAUAUAUGGCGUUUUCCAGUAUAUUUACUAGUUAAAACAGGCAAUAUAAGGUUUUCGUUUUCUGCAGAUCGAUCAUCCAGUCCAGCAGGUGGCGGUAACUUGUUGUCAACCGCCAAUAAAUCCGGGCCAACGCAUGCCAGAGUGUUUCUAGAUUUAUGUAAAUUAAACGUACGUAUGAAUAUUUAGAAACACAUGCACAUAUUUUGUAUUAAUGUGUAUAAACAAUAGAAUAUAUAAGACAUGACUUCAAGACCUAUAGACUAAAGUGCCUUAACUGCCUCUGGCAGCGCAGUAAAUCCCAAAACUGAAGAAGAACUCGGUUGCCUAGCGACCAGUAGAAGAGUAGCGUCAGCUAGCUAGCUAGCCAGGCUAAACGAUGUGCAGCUAACAUAAGGAUUUUACUCCAUAAAUCACGGUAUAAAUGCCUCCAAAAAGAAAAGGACCUCUGCAGCUUGUCAAGAGGGAAGUGGACGAAAUCAGAAAGCAGGUGGACAGUCUGGUGAAGGAUGUGCAGAGUCAGGACGGAUCCACUGAGGACUCAUUUCGGAGGUGUCAAGAAGUGCAGAUGUCAGCAGAGAAGACACUGAAGAGACUGAAGAAACUGACCAAAGCUGAUGAGCUGGCUCCAGUGGGGAACUACGAUCAGAGGAAGCAAGAAGAGGAGAGACGACUGCAGGACAUGUUGGAGCGUAUAAACACACUCUCUCUAGAGCUUUCACCACCAGGACCAAGUACCACGGCAGGUGAUGUUUCCAAGGAAGAUGGUGAGGACAAUGAGGAUGAAGAUGAUGAUGAUGAUGACGAAGACGAAAGUGAUGACGACGACGAUGAUGAUGAUAAAGAGGAGAAACAAGCCUUGAAACCGCCGUCUCAGUCCGGCCCACGUAUCUACACAGUCCUCAGUGAUUUCAAAGGAGAGCAGGAGGGAGAUCUGUCUGUACAAAGAGGGGAGGUUUUGAGGAUUAUCAGGAUGACAACAGAUGGAUGGUGGCUGGCUCAGGACAGUAAAGGCAACAGAGGAGUGGUUCCCAAAACCUACCUGAAGAUGGGCUCUGGUGUUGGUGAUGAAGGAGAAGAUGAGGAUGAUGAUAAUGAUGAGGAUGAUGAAAAAGACAACAGUAAUGAUGAAAAUGAGGAGGAGGAGUCAGAGGAGGAGGAAGAUCAAGAUGAUGAAGAGCUGACUGAUGACAAAGAGAAACAAAGUGGUACAUCACAUUCAAACUGGGGUACUGUCAGGAAGGCUCUGACUGAGCUUGAUGCAACAGAUGUGCUCUCUGCCAUGGGGGCGAUACCUUCAGGGUUCAGACCAUCAACUCUCAAUAAACUGCUCGUGGAGGAAGGUGUAGCAUACAGAGGGAGUCACUAUGUUCAGCCUGAGCUCAGCCAAUCACAGCUCUCUUUCAGUGACCUCUUCCUGGACCCGGACACUGGCAGGGUUCGUGCUCGGCAGGUCAGGAUUUGUGUUUGUUUCACAUUAUGGAGCUGCAGGAUGAUUCCUACUCCUGGCGUAGGAGUUCAGGUGCUGAGCAGACACAUCCGCCUCUGUGCCUUCAAUGGAACUCAGGUGUUGAGUAACAUCCACACAGUGAGGGCGACAUAUAACUCCAAGAGCCCCAAGACCUGGAGCUUCUCUCCAAAGAUGACAGGUAUCCUUCCUGCCCUCCUGGAUGGAGACUGUUUCCUUCGUUGCAACUCUGCAUCUCCCAACCUCGGAAUCCUCUUUGAACUGGGAGUCACCUUUAUACGGAAUUCCACAGGUGAGAGAGGUGACCUGAGUUGUGGCUGGGCUUUCCUCAAACUGACCGAUGACGCUGGAAAUCCACUCCCCAACAGGACCUACGAGCUGCCAGUGAACGGCGGCACUCCGUAUGAGAAGGAUGUCACAGUGGAGGCAUCAGUCACCAGAGGAUCUCCAGCUGGUGUUUUCCAGCAGUUACUUCAGGCCAGGCGGCAACCCAAACUUCUCGUCAAGAUUAAAUCAGUCAACAGCCGGAUCCGAGCGCAGCUCAGUCUCCUUCCAAACUCUCUGCUGCACUGUCUGAGCUGCGUCCACCUGCUGGCUCUACACAGGCAGCUGCUCACUGACACACUGCUGAUGGACAGACCGACCAUGCAGAAUGCAGAUCUGAUAUGUAAUCCUGUACUCUCUACCUUCCCUGAGCUGUUGGAUCAACCCGACCUGCUGGAUGCUCUCAGGAGUGCCUGGCUGGAUGCUGAGAUCCACAUGAGCAGAGCACACAAGAGAGACUUGUCCUACUUAAAACAGGAGUUUGUUAAAGUCUACAUGUCGUCCGUCUACUUCCUCCUCCACUCACCCUCACUGCCCUGUCAUCGCUGGGCGGACCCGCCCUCAGAGGAGCAGCGAGCCAGAGUCAUCUACAGCACCCUGGAUGCUCUCAAACACACCCAGCACACCACAGGCCAAUCAGGAGGCCCUGAGGUCUUUCUGGACCCCAUGCAUCAGCAUCUCGCAUUUGAUGUGUCAGAGCUGACCUUUGACCUUCUCUGUGUGGCGCGGUAACGAUAACAUCACACUACUCAGAGGAAAGGUACAAUUUAAAGUUGAUGAUUAUUUUUAAUGUAAAAAAUGAAAACCAAGUUAAGAUGAUAUUAUGAAAAAUAACUCUAAAAUGUGCCAUAAAGACCUUUUUCAACUUAAAUGAUGAGGCUGGUUGUAAUUUUUUAUUGCACUAAGAUAUCUUUGUGUACUUUGUUAUUACAUGAGACACUGAUCACAGCUGAAGAGCCUGUCAAUACGCCAGAAAUUAACUGCUAAUCUAAUGUGGACAAUGGUGACAUUGUUUUCCAUCUUUAAUGAAGAGUUUACUCUGCUCCUUUUUAAGUAAACACUGCAAUAGAACACAGUAAUAAGGGAGAAGCCUUUGUGCUGAUACCAAAACGUUUAUGUAAUAAAACAACCAGUAGUGAUGUUAUUAGAAGGUUUUGAUAUCUUGCUUUUUCUCACUACAUGUUGUUCUAUGUUUUUUUGAAUAAACAUUCUGUUAAAAUUA